This is a messenger RNA of Daphnia carinata, 2063 nucleotides long. RefSeq lists its product as uncharacterized. Lineage: Eukaryota; Metazoa; Arthropoda; Branchiopoda; Diplostraca; Daphniidae. The record is from RefSeq and is a predicted model, not a curated record. Bases 105 to 1925 code for a protein of 606 amino acids. The transcript is spliced from 6 exons.
GUUUGCCGUCCGUCUUCGGCAGCUGCUUGCACGCACAAGAAUCCUCAACAUCUUGACGAGAGCAUCAUCAUUAGCGUACGUCUCGAAUCAAUUUCGACAAAGGAAUGCUUUCCUUGCCUCUCAUCGCCGUCUGUGUCGUGGCCCUUUUCACAUCUGCAGGAAUCUUGGAGUCGUUUUCACGUGGCUUACAGGCAGCCGCCAUGCACAACAUGUAUCGACCCCAACAACAACAACAGCAGCAGCAGCAGCAACAGCCCCCGCAAACUACGACAACGACAACGACGGAGCAGACACCUGUCAAUAACGUUGCCAAUCAUUGGCAAAUGAACAGCUCGUACACUUACAUGGCGACGCUGAGUGGCGCUCAACAACGUGUCGAUUUAUGCGAAGGAAACGUUCUCGUUCCAUUAUCCCAUGUGAAAAAUGAAUUGGCAUUUAAAUCGACCCAGUUUCCAUUCAAACGAUCGGUGCCUCUUUUAUGUUCGUGGAACGUCAAGGUGGAUAACAAGUGCCGUCGCGGUCUAGUCACCAUGGUCAUUAAUGAACGCAGCCGACUGUCGGGUGAUAGGAGAUGUACCAAAGGAUACUAUCGCGUUUCGCCAUUCAUGAAAGAAGCCAAAAUAUGCGGUCGUAUCAACACGGUGCCGGCCUUCCAGUGGUACGUUGAGGAUCAACAGCCAGAAAAUGUGACCAUCACGUUGAAGCAUAACGGACUCAACGACGGCUACUCGGAGGGACUCGGUUUUACCCUUUCAGGUGAAUGUCUGACUGACGCGUCCGACAUGACGACGAGUAAAGCAAUUAAAUCUUAUAGUCAUUGGCUGCACGAGCUUUCCAAAAGCCAAUCGGCAUCAACGGGGGCUCUGACGGUAGUCUUGCCGUUUGUUACCUUGCAAGAGAUGCCUUUGGAGGGGGGCGUCGCACAUGACUCUGCCCAUCUGGCAGAUGCUUCCAACAGUGAAGCAGAGGUUGCCUUCCAACCGUUGCAAAAUGCUACCAACGGUGAACCAGAGACUGCCAUCCAGCCAUUGCAAAAUGCCACCGAUGGUGAACAAGCUGCUGCCAUCCAGCCAUUGCAAAAUGCCACCGAUGGUGAACAAGCUGCUGCCAUCCAGCCAUUGCAAAAUGCCACCAACGUACCGGACAGCAACACCAAUACGACGCAUCAAAUUGCUGACGGGCCAAUAUUGCAGGACAAUUCUUAUCAAACUACGACGCUAACUGUUGGUGGUGUAAAUAAAAAUGUGUCGGCGGCUGUUCAUUUGCCAAUGACAUUGAACAAUGUCACCGAGAUGCCCUUAAUAGUUGCCCAGACGACCACUGGCCGACCCUCAUCGGCGAACGAUCGAAACGCACCAGGUUACGCUAUCGAUUUCAAAGUGCCUGAAGACGAUAGUGAAAUGCCUUGGCUGAUUGUCGAGUCUCUCAAACCCAAACCUUCACUUAUGAAAAUGUAUCCAGACGUCCACAGUCGUCGACCCAUGAUCAAACGGCCGGUCACGCCAGUGUCUCAUGCUAAUCAUCCCGACAUCCCAUGGCUCAUUUUAAAGUCGCCCGAUUCGAAUCCAUCGAUCCCAGCCAGCCGCCCGCCGACUACCAACAGUCCUUCACCUACGCUUGCACCAAUCAGACGACGUCCUUUGCCCACGACAGCCUAUCCUUUGAGAACCCAUGGCUGGCCAAUGCGCCAUUCUGCCCGUCCUAGCAAUAGACUGUCUUCCUUUAUUCGGCCACAGAGACCGAAACGUCCCGUCCGUCCAACGACUUCUGUCGAUAACGAGGGCAUUCCGUGGCUUAUCCUGAAAUCUCCCGACCCUAGUCCGUCAUCGUUGGAAAUGAUUCAUUACCCGAAAACUCCAACUACAAAUGAACUUGAUUCCAAUGAGGACGACCGAUCCUCUAAUUAUUUCUAUUCGAGAGCUUAAUGUGCUCGUAUUGAACUGAAACCAACGUCAUUCGACACGAACCCAAAUUGAGAAAAAAAUGGAAAUGCUAUUAUAUUAAGCUUAUAUUUAAGUUAUCCAGUUUCUUGUUGUAUUGAACUGCUGUUCUAACUUGCACUU